UAUGAGUCGGUGUUUGUGCUCCGGCUGCUGGUUCCCGGUGCACGGUCACAAUGAAUGGCUGCCUGUGAGCGGAGGGAGACGCUAGACCCGCUCUCACUUCUUCUUCUUCAUCUCCUCCGGCGGCUGCUCCUCCAUUGAAGCACUUUCCAGCGGAUUACGCACAGCCCACGGCGGGACCCUGUGGUGCUGGGCAGAGCGUAAUGGCUCAGACGCUGCAGAUGGCGAUCCCUAACUUUGGCAACAACGUCCUGGAGUGUUUGAACGAGCAGCGGCUGCAGGGCCUGUACUGUGAUGUCUCUGUGGUCGUCAAGGGACAUGCCUUCAAGGCCCACCGCGCGGUUCUGGCCGCCAGCAGCUCCUACUUCAGGGAUCUGUUCAACGCUGGUGGUAAGAGCUCGGUGGUGGAGCUGCCCCCGGCGGUGCAGCCGCAGAGCUUCCAGCAGAUCCUGGCCUUCUGCUACACAGGACGCCUCAGCAUGAACGUUGGAGACCAGUUCCUGCUCAUGUACACCGCCGGCUUCCUCCAGAUCCAACAGAUCAUGGAGAAAGGCACAGAGUUCUUCCUCAAGGUCUCAUCUCCAAGCUGUGACUCCCAGGGCCUCCACACUGAGGAGACCCCGCCCUCCGAGCCUCAGAGCCCUGUCACUCAAACAGUGGGAGGGGGUGGAGGCGGUGUGGUGGCCGCGGCCACAGGGAGGCCGUCCUCAUGUCUCACACCCCUCCCCCUGGUGUCCAAGGUAAAGACAGAACAGACGUCGACCACUCCUCAGAGCACCCCCCACCCGCAGCAGCAGGAGGGCUCCCCCUACUCGGUGGUCUGCACCCCCGUGGCCAAGCGGCUGUGGGAAGGGGGCAACCGUGAUGGGGUCGGAGGGUCUGGAGGUGGUGGCGGAAUGAGGAAGGCUGCACGCUAUUCUUCCUCCUCUUCCUCCUCCUCCUCUUCUAACAACACUACCCAGGAUGCCUCUGGUCGUGGACCUGCAUCUGGCAACGCUGUGAUGAUGGGCGGCGGCACCACUUCAGUGGGAGGAGCCGGACUCAACAGCAACCAUAACAACAAUAACCACAAUAACCACAACAACCACAACAACGGUGGAACCCCCGAGGGCACGAGCCCGGGCACGCUGAGCAUGUACACCAGUGACUCGCCCAUCAGCUACCACGAUGACGAGGAAGAGGACGACGUGGCGGACGAGAGCGCCGAAGAGCAGUACCGACAGAUCUGCAACAUGUACACCAUGUACAGCAUGCUGAACGCCGGGGCAGCCGUGGUCGGGGAGAGGGUGGAGGCUCUGCCGGACCAGGCCCCAGACUCGGGCGGCGGCCGGGGGGGCAGGGGGGCACGUUCUCGGCAGGACCUGGCUUCGCUGCCCGCCGAGCUCAUCAGCCAGAUCGGCAACCGCUGCCACCCAAAGCUGUACGAGGAGGGCGACCCGGCCGAGAAGCUGGAGCUGGUGAGCGGCACGUCCGUGUUCAUCUCCCGGGCCCAGCUCAUGAACUGCCACGUCAGCGCCGGCACCCGCCACAAGGUGCUGCUCAGACGCCUGCUGGCGGCGUUCUUUGACAGGAGCACUCUGGCAAACAGCUGUGGAACAGGAAUCCGCUCUUCAACCAACGACCCAAGUCGUAAACCGCUGGACAACCGAGUUCUGCACGCUGUCAAAUUUUACUGCCAGAACUUUGCGCCGAGCUUCAAGGAGAGUGAGAUGAACGCCAUCGCGGCCGACAUGUGCACCAACGCUCGCCGCGUCGUCCGCAAGAGCUGGAUCCCCAAGCUCAAACUGCUGAUGGCCGACAGUGACGCCUACUCUGCCUUCCUGGCCGACAGCGUGAAGAUGGAGGCCGACGGGCUGGGGGCGGAGCAAGGCUUUGACCCCGCCUCCCUGGAGGCUGUGGCAGCGGCGGCGGCAGCAGCAGCCGCCAACAGCCACGAAUCAGGAGGUGGAGCCACGGCAGCGGACGCCCUCCAUGGGGCGGUAGGAGAUGGCAGCACUUUGUUUUGAGCGGGCGCUGUUCUUCCUGAGGAGGAGAUGUUUGUUAAGAAUCUCCCAGGACAGAUGAGGCAUUGCGGCAGAGUGCCGUCACAUGAGCGAAGCCACAAUCCAGACAAAGACACAAGAGUGAGAGGAGAGAGAGACUAAUGACAAAGAGGAGGAGGAGGAGAGCGUCUCGCUGGCCCGGUGCCACCAAGAUAAAUACCUGGGUGCUUGUUUGUUUAUGAACCGUGGCGUUGCAGCGGUGAGGGGUCGGAGGCUGAAUAAAUAAACGUCAGAUUGUCCUAAAGCCUUUUUAACACGAAGCUAAUGGAGAUCCAGAGAAAGAGGAACGCUGUCAGAAACUCAGCUUGUCUGGAGAAAAUGACAAUGAGCUUGAAAUUGCACUAAAUAUCCGUAGAAGAAUUGAAGAAUAUCUUGAAUCCAGAAACACAUUUGGCUGAAUGUCUAAAGCUUUCACGAACUACGAUAAUGUGAACACAGUUUGACUAGAAUGACAGAAGUGAUCUGGCAAAUCUUCAGCUGUACUCGAGAAUCGGGGAUCUGGAAAAAGCCAAAUAUUUAAGCAACACUGUGUAACUGACUGAGCAACAGCGCCCCCUGCAGCCACUUACUCUGUUGGGAAGGUGAAGAGGUUUUCAUGUCGAGAAUCAAAGAUUUAUCGAUAUUUCGUCCCACACAUUGAACUAAAAAUAUUACCCAUGAUCCUCUGCUUCCCUGAUCCAGAAGAGCUGCUGCUGUAACACAAUCCACCAACCUCUGUGUUGUUUUUCCAAACGUCUGAAUUUUAAACACGGGCAGAAAAUCCAGAGAGAACCUGAAGUCUCUAGUUUAUUGUUACUGUGAAGACGGAGGGUUCAGGCCGAUGCAACUCGCUUCUCGUCCAAGUUUCCACGUCUUGUUCUCCGGGUCGUGGGGUCACAGGGUGCUCGUGGGUUCAAGCUGAGUUUCACGUACAGGGACUUGAAGACCAGUCUUUCCAACGAGCACAGGGAAAUGGAUAUUUUCUUCAAUCUGUCCGUUUUUAUUUCCUCUUAAAUCAGAGGAAAUGUUACGAGACAGUAUCUAGAAACAGUUUUCCAUAGUGAAUGAUAUUUAACAAAGAAGUUUUGAACACUCCUCUGCAGAGAUGAGACUGAACAGUGAUACUCCGUGUGUGUUAAAUCAAAACACCUUUCAUUAAACCCAUAAAGUUGUAACAUGUAGGUUUGUGCUGUCGCUGCAUCAACACAAACAUCUUCACUUGCUGGUUUAGGAGAAACGUAACAAACUCAGCUUCAAAUUUAAUUCCUUUACAUUCCAAGAGGUGGCGCCAGCAGUUAAAGCAACAAUGUUAAGUUUUGCUUCUAUUUUUAUCCUUUUUUUUUAAUUUGCCGUCGAGCUUUGGUGGCAAAGAAGUUUAGCCGUUUGUGUGUUUAUUGUCGUUAACAUGACUUCACCCUCCCUCACGUUAGACUGAGAGCAUACUGGAUGCUACAGUGACUCAAUAUCGCCCCCUAAAGUGCAGUGGUAUUAUGAGACAGGACGGGCUAGCCGAUUAGCAUGCUAACUUAAGUUCAUCAUCGUGUCGGAACUGUUUUUGAAUGUCAUAAACAAAGAUUCGUACAUAUUUCACCUGUAAUCUUUUCUUUAAAGUCAUCCCAGGCUGUGGGCGUGUCUGAGCACGGUGACUGAAGGUCGAGCCGGGCCGGAGAAGAUGUUGUGUUGUGUUUUUUUAAGCGAGAUUUGUCGCACUUUUAGAAGAGCUUUGUACACAUUUCAGAAAGUUUUCUUUUUGUUUCACACUUUCUGUUGCCUUUUUUGUGUUAUUUUGUUUUUCUACAUUUGAGCUAGUGUACUGUAGUCCUUGAAAGGAGAUGAUACUAAUGAAUCAACAUUAACACCUGUUUGUAGAGUUGCCAAGUUGUGUAAAAAAAAUUUACAAAAAGACAGAGCGGAGACACGGCUAGCUGUAAAAUAGUUUAGAGAAAGAGAACCACAUAUUUUUGCAUUGUGAUUGUUGUAUGACUGCGGUGCUGCAGGUGGGGGGUGGGGUGGGGGGGGGGCAGGAAUCAGACAAACUGCAGAAAGCUCCUGGACGAGCUGACUGAUGAGCGGAUGGACGGUUGAGGGAAUCGAACGCUGCCAGGCUCACUUCAUUUAAGGCUACAAGUCUGAAUGUCUGUUAGAAAAAAAUCUCUUUUCUGGAUAAAGUAUUCCUCUCCAUUGUCUUGUGACGAUUCAAACACACAUCUCACACAAACGUCAAUUUGAAAUCGACCCAAAGUAAGUUUUACUUGACCUGGUUCUUGGACCAGCUUUUCUACAAAUAAGCUACUGCUGCUUGACUGUUUUGUAAUUCUUAAGAUGCCACCUGGUGACUAAAUGCAGCUACUGCAGCUCAGAGAAGGGGGGGGGGGGGCUCAGCUGCUGCAUGUACGGCCUGUGUCACCAGAGGGCAGAAUUCCAAAAAGCAGUGAUCCUACACAAGCUACGAUUGUAAUGAAUAGUCUCGAUCACUGUAUUCACCCGAGCACCUUACAGCGGACCGCCGGAGGCUCCUGCUGCUCAUUCCUCAAGUCCGACACAAGACAGCCACCAAAACGUCCACCGCCCGUGGGCCAAGAUGCCAAAUAAACUGUGGUCAGUCGAUUGAAAGUUACUGACACGACUUCCAAAAAGAAAAGAGCACAGCAGCCGUUUGAGCUUCAACUCGUCCAUCGCUCCCUCUCUCUCCUGGUCUCUGUCCCGGCUGCCGAUCCACGGACGGGAACCAAAGUGACGAGGAGAAAUUAAUCUUUAUAAAUAAAAUAAAAAAAAUGCACCUUUGGGCGAUCGCUCGACUUCCCUGGAGAGCCAAAGCCCUCUGCACCUUUCUGAGCACACUCACUGUGUCACUUCCUGUCUGUGGUUUGGUUGCUGGUGUCAGAAGUGGGACGGGAGGUGGGGGGGGGGGGGUUGAGAUGUUACGUGAGGGUUAUUUGUGUAAGGUCCUUAUUUUUGUUAUUUUUUUAAAUCUUUUUGUACUAUUCCUUUUUAUUUUGUAUGUUUUCUCUUCACUCUGUCAUUUGUUGUUUACUGUAUGAAAAAAUUAAAACGUGGCCAUCGA
Platichthys flesus (European flounder) is the source of this 5082-nucleotide messenger RNA. RefSeq names its product nucleus accumbens associated 1, BEN and BTB (POZ) domain containing b (gene nacc1b). The record is from RefSeq and is a predicted model, not a curated record. Gene Ontology annotation, biological process: regulation of transcription by RNA polymerase II. The coding region runs from base 201 to 2003 and encodes 600 amino acids. Gene Ontology annotation, molecular function: DNA-binding transcription factor activity, RNA polymerase II-specific; protein binding; RNA polymerase II cis-regulatory region sequence-specific DNA binding. The transcript has 9 exons. NCBI's taxonomy places the organism in Eukaryota, Metazoa, Chordata, Actinopteri, Pleuronectiformes, Pleuronectidae.